UCUCUCUAUUCUAUUCUCCAUAGCUUGGCCUUGCAAGCACCAAGCAGGAGCAGCGCCUCCUCUCUCUCUCUCUCUCUCUCUCUCUCUCAAAAAACAACCGACUCUUCUCAUUCAUUCCCCAUUCUGUACGACGCCGUUUCACAAUCUUCAUUCACUGCAACCUUCGUGCCUCUCCCAAUGGCCACCGCACCGGCACCGCCACCGGUCAAGUCCCAACCUCUCCACAACUUCGCUCUCCCCUUCUUAAAAUGGGGUGCCAGCACCAACGUUAACCACCACCACCGCUACCGCCGCACCUCUCUCGUCCCCGAUCACGCCUCCGAACCCGAAUCCGAUCCUGACUCUCGCCCUCACCGUCUCGGAUCCAGAACCGCCAGGAACCGAUUCGCACUCCCCUCCUCCUCUCACAAGCACCACCACCACGACGAAACCGACGACGAAGCCGGCGACCGAAAGCGCGAAGCCGACGACGCCGCCGAAGCUGAGGAAACCGUUCAGAAGCCGUGGAACUUGCGCCCCCGGAAACCAGCUCCCCCCAAGGCCGCGCUCGAGAUCGGAACUGGAGCUUCUAGAAACCACCAUAACAGCAACACCGGAGAAUUUCACGAAGUGGUUCAGCACCACGGCGAGACCCCCGCGCCGAAAUCGCUCCGGCUUAGAGGCUUCGCGGAGACGCAGUGCACUGAGAAGAAGGAGAAGAGGAAAUUCUGGAUCGCUCUCUCGAGGGAAGAGAUCGAAGAAGACAUCUUCGUCAUGACUGGGUCCAGGCCCGCUCGUAGGCCCAGGAAGAGGCCCAAGAACGUUCAGAAACAAAUGGAUAGUGUUUUCCCCGGCUUAUGGUUAGUGGGGAUCACUGCCGAUGCUUAUAGGGUCGCAGAUGCACCCGCCAAGAGAUGAGGCAAAUUCAGAAAACUUGUUGAAUGGGAAUGGAAGUAUAGACGCACGGAAUGUUGUAAAGA
This is a messenger RNA of Abrus precatorius (Indian licorice), 959 nucleotides long. RefSeq lists its product as uncharacterized. The transcript has 3 exons. The record is from RefSeq and is a predicted model, not a curated record. NCBI's taxonomy places the organism in Eukaryota, Viridiplantae, Streptophyta, Magnoliopsida, Fabales, Fabaceae. The coding region runs from base 178 to 897 and encodes 239 amino acids.